Monopterus albus (swamp eel) is the source of this 3454-nucleotide messenger RNA. RefSeq names its product tripartite motif containing 35-28 (gene trim35-28). The record is from RefSeq and is a predicted model, not a curated record. The coding region runs from base 245 to 1672 and encodes 475 amino acids. NCBI's taxonomy places the organism in Eukaryota, Metazoa, Chordata, Actinopteri, Synbranchiformes, Synbranchidae. Gene Ontology annotation, molecular function: protein binding; zinc ion binding. The transcript is spliced from 6 exons.
UCAGGUUUUCUGACACGGAAACGGAUUGUGUAUCAGGAGCGUAGUACGAUCAGUGAUAGUGCAGUUUAGGAGUUUAUAUUCUUGCCUAGAAACUUGUUCUAGAAACUUUUUUAUUCAUUUUAGACCGUCAACAAGCUGGCGAACACUUGACAGAUCACACAGAGGUGUAGCCUAUUUGCCAGUUUAUCCGCCGGUUUGUUUUUUUCUCAAAAACGAAGGUGAAUUGAGGAAGGCCCGUCAAACCAUGGCUGAAAAUAUGGACGAGGAUAUCUCGGAGGAGCCUUUGCCUCUGCAGCAGGACCUGACUUGCCCCGUGUGUCAGGGCAUCUUCCAGGACCCCGUGCUGCUGACUUGUACGCACAGCUUCUGUCGGGAGUGUCUGCAGAGAAGUUCAGAGUUUAACAAGUCGUGUCCCGUGUGCAGGAGGAGCUUCGAGGAAGGCCAGGCCAUCUCUAACCGUGCGCUCAGCGGCGCCUGCGAGACCUUCCUUAAACAUUCAAACUGGCGGCCGAGCCAGAAACGUCCAUGUGAGGACACCUGUAACAUGCACCUGAAGCCGCUGGAGCUGUACUGUGAGAAGGACGAGGAGCCCCUGUGUGUGGAGUGUGUCCCCCUCCACAACGUACACAGGCUGUUAUCGCUGAGAGAGGGAACGCAGUUGUGUAAGAAGGAGCUCGGCUUUAAAGUUCAAAUUUUUGAAAAGAAAGUUGACGCAUACAAGAAAAUGACCCUUAAACUCAACAACACAAUGGAAUACAUCAAGCAUCAAGCUGGGCAGGCAGAGAAACAGAUCAAGGCAGAGUUUGAGAGGCUCCACAAUGCGCUAAUCACAGAAGAAGCUCUGCGUCUAAAAGCCCUGGCUACUGAGGAGGAGCAGAAGAUCACUGCCAUACAGGAGCUGAUUGACAACACAAAAAGGGACAUUGUCAUUCUGAAGGAGUUCAUCGAUAAUCUGAAGAAAGAGAUGGGCAACGAGGACCUACCCCUCCUGCGAAAUUUCCAGAGUUUAAAACAAAAAUCCCAGUGGACUAAUGAAGAUCCUCGCAUCCCUGAUGACUCUCUUUUGAACAUGGGCAAACAUGUUGGUGCUUUGAGCUUCAACAUCUGGAAGAACAUGCAAGCCCAUGUCAAAUAUUAUCCAGUGGUGCUAAACCCAAACACAGCAUCUCCGUGGCUGUCCUUGAAUAAUGACCUGACCGGCGUGAGUGAAAGCUCAGAGCGGCUGACUGCCCCUGACAACCCCGAGCGCUUUGAUCCCUGUGUCUUCGUCCUGGGUGCUGAAGGUUACACCUCUGGGAAACACAAAUGGGAUGUCAUGGUGGGUGACAACCCCAAGUGGAUUGUGGGAAUAUGCAAUGAGUCAGUGGCCCGUAAAAGGAAAUUUACGGUAUCUACAAACCGUGGUGUGUGGUCCAUAGGACUCAGCAAAGGCGUGUACACUGUCCUGACACCUCAGCGUACAACACUGCAGGUGCAGCAGCGUCCUGAAAGAAUUCGUGUCAAGCUAAAUAUAGACAAGGGAGAGGUGUCAUUUUGGGAUGGGGGAACAGCACAGCACCUGGUUACUCUUACACACAAGUUUGAGGAGAAGAUGUUUCCUAUUUUUGGCCCCGGGCUUCAUAUUACACCUAUGGUUCUGGUUGCAGGAAAAAUGGCAGUACACACAUCAUGAUGUGCCAGGAUAAUGCAAAAGGAUGGUUGUUGCCCUAAAGAUGUAGGAUUGUAGAUGAGAAUAUUUUUAAAAUAAAAGCUUUAUAAAGGUAAUACAAAAUCAACACUUCAACAAUCAAACAGUGAUGUUACAAAUGUGUGUAGAACAUCAAGUUAAAGUUUAAAAUCAGCCAGUGAGAUUAAAUGUAAUUAGAAUAUAAACAUAUGAAAUAGGAUGUAAAAAAUACACAUUAGGUACAUAACCUAAAAGUUUUACAAAAAAUAAUUUUAAGAGAAGGUUGAAAUGAUGAGACUGACAAAGAUAAUGUCAUAAAUGUAACUUGGAUCAUAAAGCAUGCAGGUAGCCAGUGAAGAAAGGGCUAGGACAAGGUUAAUGUGGUCUCUGAGAAAACAUGACUGACUUUCUCAGGGGCCAAGACCAAAUUUUUGUAGAUGUGCCUUAGCUAAAGAGAAACUGGUUUGACCAGUCACUUGACUGUGAAGAGACAGGCUAGAAUAUAGGGUCAUGGUUAUCUUUGUUAUCUCCCUUGGGAGAAAUUAAUUUGUUUUAAGAAUCACACCCUCACUGCCACAGCAACAACACAAUUUAAACACAUCACAACACAAUAAAAAUAAGACACCUGUUUGUAUAGUCCAGAUCCAGCUAUGUACCACCUGAUCUGGAACUUAAGUGGAAAAUAUGACUAAAAAUAAUGCAGUGGAAUUACAAGAUGGCUUGGCAACCCAGCCUUAUUCCAGUAAAUCGGGAGAUCAUCUAAAAUUUACAGUGUGACUUUUGAAGACGGUCAUUCCUAAAUUUAAUAGACAGUGUGACAAAUGAGUGCUUAUAAAAAAAUGACACAGAAAUAAGAGGCAGCAUGGCUGAUGCUGGUGAUCAGUACUAAUGAAGAGAUGGAUUAAAGCAUUUCUGUGGACUCAUCACCUAGCUGGGGGAAACCAGUGACACCCAGCUCUUAAUAUCUGAGAGGUCAACAUAAAAAAGGUUGAGUGUUAAGGUAAUAAUGCAAGUUGCCUGUUUCUGUAGCAGUGGUGCCUGCAGAAAAUCUUAAAAGCUAUACAGCAUAGAGGAAUUUCAGGUAAUGCACAUUAAUAGAAAGGUAGCGAUUUCUAUAUUAUAAUGUAAAAUAAGUUCCAUAUGUUUAAUUCCUUAGCUGAUCUCAAGUGAAUAUCAUUAGACUGAUAAUUUGCAUGAGGUCAUCCAAGGAGUUAAUUAUCAAUUUCAGUUUGAAUACAUCAUCAAAAAAACAAAGAAAAAAAUCGAUGUGUGGGUUGCUUAAGCUUCACUGUUAAUUAUUAGUUGAUAACAAAUGAUUCACUGAUGUCCAGCACAUCACAUUUUAUAUUAUAUACAAGUAUCUUCCAUUGUUUGAAUCAUAGUCUUGAACCAAAAUUGUACUUCAGUUUUUGGAAUUUUAAGAAGGUGGCAUGGCCACCUCUUGGGGACACCAUUGUUCUGUAUCUACUCUUGUCUCUGGCAGUUAUUUAUCUUUGCAUACAAGUGGCAUGAUAUUUUUGAUUUUAGAUUUUGAUGUGAUUGUCAGAAAUCUUAGAGUUCUUAUGCUUGGCACUAUGUGCUUUAUAUAGUUACUAUUAUAUAAUUGUGUUGCAUUAAUUAGGCGUUUUAAUAAACUACUGAUUCAUUGGUUUUGUAUGGGGUUGCUGUUCAUUCACUUCUCAGUGGUGUCAGGUAGUACUCAAGUUCAGCAUGACACAGCUUAGCUUUGAAGUAGUAUACAGUGGGUACAGAAAGUAUUCAGACCCCCUUAAAUUUUUCACUCUUUGU